Molecule: messenger RNA, 1559 nt
Organism: Ctenocephalides felis (cat flea)
Lineage: Eukaryota; Metazoa; Arthropoda; Insecta; Siphonaptera; Pulicidae
Gene: DNApol-alpha50
Product: DNA primase small subunit
Exons: 9
Coding region: 160-1437 (425 amino acids)
Biological process (GO): DNA replication, synthesis of primer
Cellular component (GO): alpha DNA polymerase:primase complex
Source: RefSeq, a predicted model, not a curated record
UUAGCGCCAACGAUAAAUAACCUGUGUAUAAAAACAUAUUCAAAAUGCUGUGGUUGUAAUUAGUAUAUUAUCUAGGGUUGUGAUACGCCGAACUAAUUUAUAGUGUUGCUGAAAUUUAUAUUUUUGUAUCUUGAUAGUACAUAAUUGAUAGCUAGAAAAAUGGAAACCGAGAACAAAUGUGCAGAUUCUUAUAAUCCUGAAACAUUACUUGAUUUACUGCCCUUGUAUUAUAAAAGACUAUUCCCUCACUUGCCUUUUUACAGAUGGCUAUCUUAUGGUUUAAAUGGUGGGCAAGUAUUUACUCAUAGGGAAUUUUCUUUUACUCUUGUUGAUGAUGUUUAUAUUCGUUACUUGUCAUUCGAAACUCAAGAGGAAUUAGAGAAGGAACUUUAUUCUAAAAAUCCAGUUAAGAUUGAUAUUGGACCUGUGCUAAAUAUUAAACCUAAAGAUCAUCGCUCUGUGCGAACAAUAACACCUGUUCAAAGAGAAUUAGUGUUUGAUAUAGAUUUAACAGAUUAUGAUGAUGUUAGAACAUGUUGCAGUGGUGCUAGUGUUUGCCCUAAAUGUUGGAAAUAUAUGGCCAUAGCUUGCAAAAUCCUUGAUGCUGCUUUAAGAGAGGACUUUGGAUUUGAGCAUUUAUUGUGGAUUUUUAGUGGAAGAAGAGGUAUCCAUUGUUGGGUUUGUGAUAAAGAAGCUCGACUUUUAGAUAAUAAAGGUCGAAGUGCAAUUGCAGAAUAUCUCACUCUCAUUUCCGGAUCCGAAGGUACUGCUAAACGUAUGACUGUUGGAGACAAAAUGCAUCAUAGUGUAAAGCGAGCUUUAAAAAUGAUAGAACCUGUGUUUAAAGAAAUAUGUCUAGAAGAACAAGAUGUGCUAUCAACUCCAGAAGGAUUAAAUAAAUUAUUGAAUUUAAUACCUGAUGAAGCUGUGAAAUUGAAUAUGCAAUUAGAAUUAAGUAAAAAAGAAACCUCAUUAGAUAGAUGGAAUGUUUUUGUUUCAUAUGUUGAAAGCUGUAGAAUUCAGGGUAAUCCAGUAUAUAAACGUAUGAGAUAUAUUGUUGAAGAAGUUCAAGUUUAUUUUGUGUAUCCUAGACUUGAUGCUAAUGUUACGAAAGGCAUGGGCCAUUUAUUGAAGGCACCAUUUUGUGUUCAUCCAAAAACGGGAAAAAUUUGCACCCCAUUUAAUCCCAGGAAUGUUGAUAAAUUCGAUCCAACUACUGUUCCUACAAUUAAUCAACUUCUUGAUGAUAUAAAUGCAUUUGAUGAGAAGAACUCUAGUGUAGAAAAUGACACUGUGUCUCAAAAACCUAGAAUAAAAGACUAUAAGAAAACGAGUGCAUACAAAGGUAUUGUUGUUUUUGAAGAAUUUUUACGGAAACUGGAAACAUCUUUGAAGUCAAUAAAGCAAGAAGCCAGAGAUAUAAAAAUGGAGUUCUGAAUUUUUUCACUCACAGAUGCAAACUAUAAUUUGUAUUUAAUUUAUAUUAAUUUGUUACACUUUUAAUCUGCUAUCCCUUACAAUAACAAUGUAAAAAUAUUUUGUAGGUUUUUAUAAACAGG